This is a messenger RNA of Aspergillus calidoustus, 1248 nucleotides long. NCBI's taxonomy places the organism in Eukaryota, Fungi, Ascomycota, Eurotiomycetes, Eurotiales, Aspergillaceae. The record is from the annotation of a GenBank genome assembly.
AUGAUACCACACGACAGAGUCGUUCACCAGCCGCUGGGUGGUGCAUCUUAUUACUUCAAAGAGAGUCUACUCAAGUACCUUAGCGACCAAUGUUCUCGACCGGCAGUCGCUCUGCAUGUUGGCGCGCAGCCAAACUGCGCCCCGCACGUCGGUAAUAUGACGACCUUUGCGACCUGCUUUGCACUCGGCGCUUGCUUGCAGAAGCAAUUUGCGCGCAAUGUGAGAGUCAAGUUUAUGUUUGUAGAUAGCGCCCCGUCUCCAGGGCAUGAGUUUCUUGUCCACGGGGUCAAGUACCAGAAGAGUCUGAAGCAGAUGAGGACGUUCGAGGCCCACCAACGCGCAUUUACAAACGUGCUGGAUCGUUUAUCUGAACUCUCUGGGGUCGCGUAUGACAUUUCUACGCAGAGCUUCUGGCGUUCAAACCACGCAUUUCCCAACGUUAUCCGAAGCCUCGUCGCACGACAUUCAAUCCUCGGCCCCCAUUUGUCCCCAGAUACAGGCAAGUUGGCUAUUCGAGCACCAUGUCCAUAUGAGGGCUGCGGGCUGGCCGACAAGCACGGCGUGAACAAUCAGUACCAUGCAGAUGGCCGGAUCACGUUCAUCUGCCCCGACCACGGGGAGCAUCACAUCGAUACCACGACGGCCCAUGACCUCGAGCGGCUCGAGUUCAACACCCCGCUCCGCAAUCUCAUCCGAAUUACCCUUUGCAGUCUCGACACAGACACUUCGUGGAUCAUGUGCACGGGCGCCGACUACGCGGGCUUCUACCAGGAGCAGCUAACCUGGCGGCUCCUCCAGCAUCCCGCCCACGCGCCGAUUAUCUUCUACGCGCCUCUGAUUCUGGACUGGUCUGGAGCCAAGUUGUCAAAGAGCUUGUACAUCAAACAGGGCGGAUACAACUACUUGGUCGAUACGGGUCGCCGCUACCUGCUCGAUGGAGAUGCGUUUCUAGAGACCAUCGGGGGUAUGAAGGCACUUUUUGAGGAAGUUCAGGACUGGGUAAAUCACCCACACAAGCUCUUUCGCAACUAUACGCUGGAGUAUCUGGAGACGCAGCUCAUAACACGUGGAAUGGCCUACCCAUCCGCAGCCAGCGGCGCAAAGAAGUCGGAUAUCUUACUCUCCCCAAUGACACCACCCAACGCCUCCCCAGAAACCUUCGAGCCACCCUCAUCUUCACCAUCACCCCCUUCUAAGCACGACCCCGACCUUAACCCCCUCCACUCCUCCCCCCUCGACAACAAAUGA